GCUGUUGGACAGGACAAGUUAAGAAAAAAAAUAAAAUAAAAUAAAAAGAAACUGAAAGUAAAAUACCUGUAGCUGUCACAAAUAUGCUGUUCACAUGUGAUUCAACCUGCAGCAGCAGCAGCGCUGCUUUGUUUAAUAGCAGCUCUGCUCAGGAUCCACCGGGUGGUUUAACCAGACACCGGAACCGUUCUGAACGUAACCCUUCGUCUGGAUCUAAAACCGUCACCACUGCUGCACACAUUUAGAAAACGACGCUCAAUGAGACCCUUUCUGUAUUCUGGCAUUUGAUUAGAUUUGUAGUUCGAGUGAAUUCAUCAAUCAGCAUGAAAUCAGUUCUGAGCUCCAGCUAGAGCUGCUGCUGCAAUGCAGCCUAAAUGAUCAUGUUUAUUUUAUUUUUAUUUCUUAAUGGGCUUAUCAAAGUCUGUGUCUCGCUAGGAUGUCUGGGGGGUUAAGGGGCGGGGUUACAGUGCUCAACACCAUACGCCACGCCCACACAGAGGAAUUAAAAAAAAAAAGGCUUCAAAUUAGCUUUUUAAGACAUUUAGGAUGUGGAAUUUUCGUUAAAAACUUCACAGUCCUGAUUAAAACCCCAUGGGAACAUUUAAAGAAAAUAAAUUGUUGUAGGGGGACUUUUUACUUGUGAAAUUACCUCUUCUCUAUAAAUUUACAACUUUAUUCUCAUGAAAUUACCACGAGGGACGGAAAACUUGAGCAGGUUAAUGCCACUUCACUGAUUUAAGUGUGUAAUGACACAUAGGAUAAUGAUAGACGUAGAAUUGAUUUUAUGUUAAGUGUUCAGCUCGGCGUUGGGGCUGAGUGUGUCAGGCAGUCGCCAACCUUUAUCUAACCAUGGUCCAUAGUCCGCCUCUGCAGAGAAGAUGUCGUGGCUUACUUCACCAAGUCCACCAGUUGCUUCUGGAAAACAGUCUUUAUUAUUUAUAUUUAUUAUAAUGUGACUGAUGGUAGUUCUGCUGGAUGAUCCUGAUCCACUGAACCAAACUGCAGUGAGAUUCAGCAGCGGAACCGCCGAAAGGAUCAAACAAACCCGAGGAUCUGAUAACUGAACGGCGGAGUUCCAUCAGAACCAACUCCUCCAUCACUAUCAUCUAAAUCUAACAGACGAGUAUUUUACAUGACAAUGAUGCGCGCGCAUCAUGACGUCACUAUCUAAGCUCUUUCUCCUGCAUGUUGCACGAAAGGCUGUUGCGACUGCGCAUGCGUGUCGUUCGCUCAUAUGUAUACAUUCGUACUCACGCGCAUCCUGGAGCCAUAAAUACAUCUUUAUGCAUAUGCGCACGUGCGCGUAUCUCAGCAUCUCUGACGUCCUUAAAGGAGACGCGCUUCGCGCUCCCGGCUCUCCUGCUGCUCCCGCAGACAGGUGGAGCGUGAGACAGACAGACAGACGGACGGCGGAGGGACGGACAGAGCGGCCGGGGCUGGAGAGGAUGCGCGCGCCCAGCAGCAGCUGCAGCCUGGCGUGAUCAGUUCAGCGAGGAGCGCGAGGAGCGGACCGGAACCAUGAGCUGCAACUGGGGAGCCGAGCUGUGGGAUCAGUUUGAUAACCUGGAGAAACACACCAGCUGGGGAAUCGACUUCCUGGAGCGAUACACCAAGUUUGUGAAAGAGCGAGCUGACAUCGAGCUGAGCUACGCCAAACAGAUCAGGAGUCUGUCCAAGAAGUACCACCCAAAGAGGAGCAGGGAGGACGAGAGCAGGUACACCUGGUGUUUGGGUUUUGCGGCGACUCUCCAGCAGCUGAGCGAGAUAUCCGUUCAGAGAGAGGAGCUGGCGGAAAACCUGAGCUCGCAGAUCGUGUGUGAGCUGAUGCGAUACACCCAGGAGUUAAAGGCAGAGAGGAAGACGCAUUUCCAAGAUGGUCGACGUGCUCAGCAGCACAUCGAGAGCUCCUGGAAACAGCUGGAGUCUAGUAAACGCCGCUUUGAACGUGACUGCAAAGAGGCGGAGAGAGCUCAGCUGGUCUCAGACAGAAUCGACCUGGACAACAAGACGGACGGCGAGAAGCGCUGCUCCCUGAAGGCUCGCCAAACAGCCCAGCAGAAACAUCAAGCUGCUGAGGAGUCCAGGAAAGACUACGUGACCAGUCUGAACCAGUUCAACCAGGACCAGCACCAGCACUACCACACACUGGUACCAGUUAUAUACCAGCGCAUUCAGGACAUGGAGGAGCGGAGGAUUGAGAGAAUCAGCGAAGCGAUGCGCCUGUCAGCGGAGGCUGAGAGGAAAGUGCUUCCAGUCACCAGUCGCUGUCUUGAUGCCAUGGUGGAUGCUGCAGAAAGCAUCCAGCCUCGGAAGGACACGCGUCAGGUCGUGGAAGUGUACAAAUCUGGCUUUGACCCUCCAGGAGACGUAGAGUUUGAAGACUACAGCACCUCCAUGAGGCGGAGCAUCUCUGAAUCCAGUUACCUCGACAACCGGACUGAAGGACGACGACACAGCAGGAAACUGUGGCCUUUCUUACGAAAAAACAAGCCUCCACCUCCACCUCCUACAUCGCCUUCACCUGGGGGUGUGGCCAACAGCCCCCAGUCACCAACUCCGGCUUCCAGGGAGCCAAUCACACAACGGCUCAAUGACCUCAUGAGCUCCGGCUCCAGAACAAGGAAGCAGUGUCUCCGCAGCAUUAAGAGAGGGGUCGGACAGCUGUCACUGAAACUGGGUUCCAGCCCGGCAGACUGCAGCCACCUUCCUGCUGAGCAGCGGCGCAAGAAGCUGCAGACCAGGAUCAACAACAUCAACCAGGAGAUCCAAAGGGAGAAAGAGCAGAGAGACGCUCUGUUGAAGAUGAGGGAGGUGUAUGAGCGGAGCCCUCAGAUGGGAGACGCUAGCAGUCUGGAGCCUCGGCUGGAGGAGGUGAAGCAGAAUCUGCAGAAACUGGAGGAGGAGCUGAAGAGGAACCAGGUGUGGCUGUCUGAGGUGGACAUCAGGAUGUCUGACCACAGCGGCAGAAGACAGAGUGCAGGCUGUGGGUUGAAUUCUCAAGCAACCACCCCCGGCAGCAGCAGCUUGAAACAGCUGGACAAUCGGAACCCAGCUAGCAGAGAAAGUCCUGAUGGGAGUUACACCGAGGACCACAGCGCAGAGCUUCACUUCAAGUCUCGCAGCUCAGAAUUUGAUGAUGACUUUGAUGAUGAAGAACCCUUACCCAGUAUUGGCACCUGCAAGUCCCUGUACCCCUUUCAAGGUCAGAAUGAGGGCACUCUGUCGAUGGUGGAGGGGGAGCUACUUUCUGUGGUGGAGGAGGACAAAGGGGACGGUUGGACCAGAGUGCGGAGGAACCUGGAAGAGGAGGGAUAUGUUCCCACCUCCUACAUCAAGGUCUUCUUGGAUACCAGCGCUAAAGGCUUUGUGCAGAAUAGUCGGCUAGUCUAGCACAGUAUUCCACCAGAGAGGACGCCUGGACACAGGAAGGGAUGCAGAGAGCUCAGAGGAAGUCUGCUGACAGCUUGUCACUUAUUCCCAGCAGUCAGGUGGUAGAUGGAAAAAAUCCUCAAAUCUGACCUGAUCAGACCUUUAAAUGUUUUCAUGAAAAUUAAUCUUGUGAUCAAAUCGUAAACCCUCAUCUGAAAAGCAUCAUUCUUUCAUUUGCCCCUUUUUGUGAAGAAGUGUUUGCUGAAGUGGCUCUGGAGGAGGCGGAGCAGCCUCCUGAGGUGUGAAGGUCCCAGGAGUUAGAGAGGAGAGGAAGAAGAGGAAGCUUGUUUUUGGCGUGCCCGGCUGCAGAGGAGUCACCGGUCUGCACGCCGUGACGUCUCUGUGGAUGCAGGCCGCUUCAAGCCUUUUAGAGACGACUGUAAAUAUAACUCGUAGCUACUGAAGAGUAGCCCCGCCCCCGCAAACCCUCUCUGCUAUGCCCAAACAGUAACCGGCCAAUGUAGGCUCCGCCCCCAACCCCGUCCCUGCUUGUAGGUCAUGUUAAUGAUUCAUAAUGUGAAAAGUGGAUUUUAUUUGAUUCUUUUCAUAUUUAACAGUGAUCAUUUUAUUAUUAUGGUUUUUUACUGAGAAGUGAGGCUACUGAUCAGCUGCUUUUUAACCUGCUGUAUGUUCUAUUUUAAAAUAAAGUGCAUUUUGAGUUUAACACA
Messenger RNA from Oryzias melastigma (Indian medaka), 4097 nucleotides. Its product is annotated as formin-binding protein 1. Bases 1519 to 3390 code for a protein of 623 amino acids. Gene Ontology annotation, biological process: signal transduction. Gene Ontology annotation, molecular function: protein binding. The record is from RefSeq and is a predicted model, not a curated record. The transcript has 18 exons. NCBI's taxonomy places the organism in Eukaryota, Metazoa, Chordata, Actinopteri, Beloniformes, Adrianichthyidae.